Molecule: messenger RNA, 1087 nt
Organism: Radiomyces spectabilis
Lineage: Eukaryota; Fungi; Mucoromycota; Mucoromycetes; Mucorales; Radiomycetaceae
Product: xylose reductase
Exons: 3
Coding region: 40-1011 (323 amino acids)
Cellular component (GO): cytosol
Molecular function (GO): aldose reductase (NADPH) activity
Source: RefSeq, a predicted model, not a curated record
CUCUCUUUUUCCCAUUUAUUUGAUUUGUCAAAACUGAAAAUGGCCCAGAAAAAUUUUGUUGAACUUACCCGUACUAAUGACAAGAUGCCCCUGGUUGGUUUCGGCUGCUGGAAGGUUGAUCAAAAGGAUGCCGAAGAAACCAUCUACAACGCUAUCAAAGUCGGAUACCGUCUUAUUGACGGUGCCUGCGACUAUGGCAACGAGGUCGAGGUCGGUCGUGGUAUCCGCAAAGCCAUCGCUGAUGGCAUCGUGAAGCGUGAGGAAAUCUUCGUCACCACCAAAUUAUGGAAUACCUACCAUAACAAGGCCAACGUCCGUCCUGCUUUUGACAAGCAGCUGGCUGAUCUUGGUUUGGACUAUGUCGAUCUGUACUUGAUUCAUUUCCCUAUUCCUUUGCAGCACGUCGAACAUGAUGUGUGCUAUCCUCCUGGCUGGGUCCAUCCUACCAAGACGAGCGGCAUUCUCUUGGAGGCCUCUCCCAUGCAAGACUGCUGGCGCGAAAUGGAGAAGAUUGCCGAAGCCGGACUUGCUCGUAACAUUGGUAUUUCCAACUUUAACGUCCAGUUAAUUUUGGAUCUUUUGACCUAUGCCAAGAUUAAGCCCGCUGUCCUCCAAAUUGAAUUGCAUCCUUAUCUUCAGCAGAAACGUUUGGUUGAAUGGGUCCAGUCCCAGGGUAUUGCUGUUACUGCUUAUUCCUCAUUCGGACCUGCUUCAUUUGCCCAGCUCACGGACGAUGGACGCAAUGCCAAGCCUUUGUUGGACCAUGAGGUGAUUCAGGCUAUUGCGAAGAAGCACGAUAAGACCACCGCACAGGUCUUGUUGCGUUGGUCCGUUGAACGCAAUGUCGCUGUCAUCCCCAAGAGUAUGCAUGUUGAACGCAUGACCACUAACCGUGACUUGUUCUCCUGGUCUCUGGGUGCCGAUGAUAUCAAGGAUAUCACGGCCCUGGAAAUGGGUUUAAGAUUCAACAACCCUGAUUCUUACGGCAUGGCACUUCCUCUUUUCGCUUAAAUUAUCACCCGGCAACAUGUCACUUUCAAUACGGGCAAAAAGCAAUAAAGAAAUCAGAAAAUUUAUAUGACAUGUA